GUGUAGGGCGUCCUCCACAUUGGGCACUUUCUGUAAUUCCAUGCUGAAUGUGGCAAAACGCCUUGUAGUGCUGUGACUCGCUGUCAAAUUCCUGGGCUGGACUGCUCAGCUGGUAAUAAAUCUAUGGUAUUUUGUACAAGAUGGCGAUGUCGGGCGUGGAAAAGGACAGAAUAAAUACUGAAGAUGUAAAUUUGGACAAUUCAUUCGGCAACCCCGGUCUAAUCUCUCCCGAUAGAGAGGAGGAUAUAACGCGACUACUGACUGUCCCCUUUAGCGGUCGUAUCAGAGGUGGGAUGAGGCCGGGGAAGAAGAUCAUCGUGAUGGGGAUUGUGGAUCCUGAGCCGGAAAGCUUUGACAUCAGCCUGACCUGCGGCCGUGGCACGGAUGAGGAGCCGCCUGCAGACGUGGCUCUAGAGCUUAGCGCCAAGUUCGCAGACCGCCAGUUCCUGCGCAAGGCCUGCAUCUCUGGAACGUGGGGCGCGGUGGAGGAGCCCAUUCCCUACUUCCCAUUCAUCGAGGAUCAGCCCUUUAGGAUCGAAAUUCACUGCGAGCACCAGCGCUUUCGGAUAUUUGUGGAUGGGCACCAGCUGUUUGACUUUUAUCACAAGGUGCCGUCUCUGUCAGCCAUUGACACAAUAAGGAUAAACGGAAGUCUGCAGAUCACUAAGCUGGGUUAGGCUCGUCUUUUCGGAACUCGUGAAGGGAGGCGUAACUGGUACACCCCUCGCUCACAUACCGGGCCCGUAGCUGAGCUGCUGUUGCAGUGUUACCCUGUGCUUUCUCUUCUGUCACAUUAACCUGUGAUGAAGUCCACCGCCUGUCUUUCACGUAAAUAUUGCGAGCCCGUACUGCCGUUUACACAGCAUGCGGAUGAAUGAUCAUGAGGGCCAAUUAAGCGUUUCAGAUGUAAGAUGAAUGUUUACCUCUAGCUGUCAGGGGCUGUCACAUAGUAGCCUACAAAUGCCAAUGCCUGUAGAGCAAACCCCCAUAACACUGCUGUGUGCUAUGGUGGUGCUUUUAGGAAACACUACAAAAUUACAGUGAUGCAUUUAUGUUCAAAUUAAACAAUACGCUCUCAGGAAUAGAAUAGUUCUAGAUGUAUUUAUUUGCCUGAAAUGUGUGGACAAAGUUAAGUGGAGAUCAGAAUGUAGUGUAGACAGGGCUGUGUUUUGUGAUAUUAGUGACAGUGAACACAAGAGUCAUGAGAGGGCACGUAGGGCUGUUUUUUGGGGUCUCCUGGAAAAAAGCUAACAUAUUUUUAAGGAAAUUAAAUCCUGUGAAUAUGUUCAGUUUGAUAUAAGAAGUGUGUGUCUAACGUUUGUCCCUAAUGAAGCUGAUACUUCUACUGAACCCAGCUGAAUUCAUGCCUUGAUUUCCUCGUAUGGCAACCCUAGAUGUCUUUAAAAGUUCUUUUCUACCUGAAAAGAAUCAUCGGUCUGCGAAUAUAUCCUCAGUCAUGAAGUCCCUAUAAUGUAAAAAUAUCUAAUUUCCAUUUAAACCUUGUCAGAAUGGACUGGGUUACAAUACGAAAAUAGUACUUUGAGCUGUGUGCUUUGUUCUAUGUUCUGAAUGUAGAACUGUAUACAUAUCUUCAAAUGCACACCCACAACCAGCAACUGUGUUAUAUUCCCUUAACAGGUCUGAGGAGAAAUUGUACCAGUUAAAUCACUGAUAUUCAUUAAAAAAAUAGCAUUUUGCUGCUCACCAUUCUUGAAGUAAACAAUAAAAAGUGUGACUCCUUAGAAUAUUGCAUAACUUUAGCCAUAGCUGAAAAAAGAACAAUAGAAUUGACUGUCAAGCUCUUAGAUAUGCUGUAGGUAUAGAUAACCAUAAUAGUCUUCCUGACAUUAAUGGUAGCAUUAGCGCUUUGGUGUUGUAAUAGGUAAUGAUGAGAAAUAAGGCUGAAUUUUUUUUUGUUUUUUUGUUAAUGUAUUCGCUGUCUUGCAGUAGCUGAGAUGUCUGUGUAUGGAAUUUAAUUCUAUGAAGGAAAGAAAAAAUUCUCAUGCUUUCAUCUUUUUAAAGUGAAUAUUACGGAGUCCCCCUGGCUUUAUUUGCUGAGGUUUCUCACAGAAGUCGAGGAUUUGCUGCAUUAUUUAUCGUCCUCUCUCUGUCCCGCUGGCUCAGAGCUCUAUGUGUCUCCAAUGCUGAGGGGGCUUCUCCUCUCCCACUGUGCACUGGUUAGCCUCCCUCCCUGGAGUUUCCUGCUGAAGAGGCUUUUGUGUGCAUUCCAUAAAUCCAGGGCGGCCCUCCUUCGCUGGUACAUUUGCUGACACGGAGCUCGGUGGAUGUUGUCUGGCAUAAAACAGCACUGUGCAGUCCUCACUUUAGAUGCUUCACUUAACCCAGUCAGGAAAGAACCUUUUACAGGUCCAAACAAAAAUAGAGAAUGAGGUGCAUGAUAGGGGAGUUUUGGUGCUAUUGUUGUGUGUGUGUGUCUUGUAGCUAUGUAGGGGAUUGUGUUUUUGUUGGUCGCUGGUUUUUUGUUACUGCUUUCCGUGCCUGGCUGUGUGGGGUGGAGAGGAGAAAAAGCAUGCAUGCCAGAGCCCUGAAAAUGGCACUGCAAGCCAGGCACUUCCUGUUUCCCUGAUGAGAAUCUCCCACCCCAUCUCUCUCUGAUACUGGACUGGAGACAAGAAAACAUUUGUCAAGUGUACUGAUGACCUAUUGUUCCGUGAAGCUUUCCGCCAUCAUCUGGGUUUGUUGAGUCAGCCUGUUGUGCAGUGUUUUCUGCAUAUGGUACCGUCCUUUAAAAAAAUGAUAACUGAGACAUUAUUAAGCCAUAUAAAAGAGUUGCUGCUGUUUUCUCCAGUCUCAGAGCAGUCUGGUAGCUCUGUGGUUGCCCCUCCAAGCUCUCUCCUUGACACAGAAAGGGUAGUAGAAAUGCAGUGGACAUACUUUGUCUUGUGCCAUAAACAUUAGUGUAAAAGGGCUAGUUGUUUGUUGCUGUAUAGUGUUAGGAUCCAUACUCAUUCUCAUCCCAGUUCUCAUUGUAUUUACUCACCCUUUGGAUAUGUGCAGGUGUAUUAUUUGGUACUUGAUUUCAGGAAACCUGAUAACAUAGUUUGGCAAUAAUAGAAGUUUUCUGCAACUUACGUGUGCCUGGUGAAAUUAUGAUUGAGGGUACAUGCAUGCACUUGUUAAUUACUAGUUACUGUAUAUACAUAGCAAAUGCUUCUUUUUGUUGUUUUUGUUUUAAAAACAAGGUAUGAUUAUAUAGUAUGAUAGACAAGUUUAAGAUCUGCAAAGCACCAAUUAAUCCUGUUUCCUUUGGUGAGCAAAAGUGGCGUGAAAUGAGCACAGAUAUAUGAAGGUAACUGUUAAUCUUAUUAGCGGCACUAAGUAAGCAAUAAGCUCCACUUGGAAGGGCACACCACUGGUUUGCCAUGUUUUUAUUUUAAUUGUGUUAAUGGGUGUUAAUGAGAUUGGAGAGGGAACCAGAGUUUCUCUUUCAUCACAACAGUUUGUCUCGCGUGGACCAGUUUACUAGUUGCAUGGAUUACAGGUAGUUGACAGUGGACCAACAGGAUGCGUCUCAACAAUAGUGCGUUUGUGUCCGAGUAUUAACAUUUGCAGUGUAUUGAAUGCAGAGCUGGACACGUAGAUAUUCUGAUGCCUCAGUGCAGUGUUCAGCUGUUUGGAGGUGCUUCUCACCCAUGAAGGAGAUGCACAAAAUCAAAUCAAAGUUGACUACUGCAACUGAAAAACAUUUUGCUGCACUGAAUAUUUUGGGAUAUGAAUUGCUAUUAAUGCAUACAUCUAUUUUGUGUACUUAUUGGUCAAAUUAGGCUUGAACUUGCUUUAACUAAUACCGGUUUUAACAUGGCCCUUCAUGAAAUAAUUUGCUAGAAUAAAAUGCAACAUACAUGGCUUAAAGUACUAUUAUCUACAGCCAAUUUCUUUAAAAUACACAUUAAUAAAUAGUCAUUUGCAAAUGCCAAUGAUUGCCAAAAUAAAAUGUAAAAAACCAUUGUAAAUGUGUGAAAAUUACUAGUCAUUAAGAUGCAUAAGUUUGUAUUGGCUGUCAUUUAUUUAAUUAUUAAAUUUGUUUGGUUGUAAGUUUCUUAGGUGCUUAUACACUGAACAUUGGGAAAACUACCAAAUAUAGCCUCAUUAAAUACCUUCUUGUGGUCCCUUUUGAACUGAGUCCUUGUCCUGGGAGAGGUCUUAUCGUCACUGAGAAACAUUAAGAACUGUUUUUCGGCUUUACUAAUACAUUUUGAGCACUGCAUUAUUUACACAAAGAUUUUACAAAGAAGGGGCCUUAAACACAAAUUGUGAUCAAUUUAAAAUGAAUGUCACUGCUCCUGAGUGUAACAAAGUAUAUUCCUGUCUUUGGUCUUGAAGUACGUAAUGCACACACAAGGCCUGGUAAAUAAUGCGAACUCACAAGUUUGAGUAGCUACAGCAGUUAAGGUGAAGCGCUACAGCAAAUGUGCAUCACAUAUGAAAUGCACAGAGCAAGUUCGGUCAGGAAACUUACUGCAGCCGACCAUUCAUCUCAGCAACCUCAUGUUGUCAUGCUCAACCAAUCACAUACACACAUCACUACAUGUUCUAAUACUCAACCUAUCACAUGCAUGCAUCACUAAUGGAGCGCCUUUUGAAACUUACAGUCAGACCUCUCAGGUGCUGUUCAUUGCCUGUGCUGCUCUUUGCAUGCUAAACUUACUGCAGCUCAGAGAAUUGCACUCACCCUCCACUACCCAAACUUCUACCUGUUGUUGGACCCAUUGUAGGUACUGGGUGGUUUUGGCAUUUAUCUCGUUCGAUAGGGGAUAUGUAUCAUGAUCCCUGUUUGAUAGAUUAGUGCAUGCUGGUGUGUGCACAGAUGUACCUAAAGCAGAUCCAUUCAGCGGCAAACCAAAAAUAAUUUUGCACUAAUUAUUUAACAUUCAUUUAAUCUAAAUACAUGAAUUGGCCUGACUGAACAAUAUUUUCUCACUUAUAUCAGUUAUUUUAUUGGAGUGGUACUACCUAGUACUACCUAGACAUUUGGUUGUUUCUUUCCAAGCCCUGGUGUGGACCAAUUCAAUUUUGUGAUUAUUAUUUUUUUUAUUAAAAUUUUGUACAUAGCAGACUACCUUAUUUGGAUUGACUGGUUGUGAUAUUGUGAAAGCAAUGUUUGUUUAUGCGGUCAUGUUUAUUUUGAAUUUAUUCAGUUCAGGGCCUGUUACUAAAGACAGCUUGAUUUAGUAUUUUUAUAAGUACAGUAAAAUGGCUGAGCAUGUAUAAGUACAGUAAGGUAGGUGAACAUCUGAAGAACUCUUACCAAUUUACUUAAGUAAAAAAGCACUUUCCAAAUUAGGAUUAAAAUAUAUAGCUGUCGAAAGAUCACUGAGUACCUUUACAAUGUAUGUGUACAGGCUUAUAUGACCAAAAACAAGCAUUGUGUAAUAUUCUGUUUAAAAGAAGAUAUCCCAGGGAUGUUUGUAUUUGUCUUUUCUUCCUGGUCUUGUACUGUUUUCGUUCUAGCACUGACUCAUUUGACCAGAUACCUUACUGACUGAAAUAAACUUCCAUGCUUUCUAUACAGAAUGUGUCUACAGUAAAUAGGCUGUCUUUGUUUCAGUUUAUUUAUAUUACGAUUAGCCUUCUUAGAGGUGCUAUAACAAGUUUUCCUUUUUAAUGUAUUUGCUUUAUCACAUAAUCUGGUCUAUCUUAAUACAGCAUAAACUUGUAUUUGUGAAAGUAUCUUUUUUAACAUGUAGACUAAGUUAUUCUGGUGAUUGUGUCAUUCCAAUAUUACAUUUUUAUUGUGCGUUUUUGAAUAACUUAAUUGCAGACAAAUAAACUUUCCGUUUCUGAA
Messenger RNA from Anguilla anguilla (European eel), 5806 nucleotides. Its product is annotated as galectin-related protein-like. NCBI's taxonomy places the organism in Eukaryota, Metazoa, Chordata, Actinopteri, Anguilliformes, Anguillidae. The record is from RefSeq and is a predicted model, not a curated record. Gene Ontology annotation, molecular function: carbohydrate binding. Bases 141 to 677 code for a protein of 178 amino acids. The transcript has 5 exons.